CAUGGGGUUCUCAUCAAAAAAAUGGGCACAUAUCAUAUCUAAUUUCGCCUCCAUUUUGUACUUUUUCAUAAUUAUUGUUCAAGUCCCACUUUUCAGAGUUCCAUGUAGAAUAGGCACUUGCCAAACACCGGUGGAGGUGAUGGCCUGUGCGGGUGGAUUCCUCCCUGAAUUUGUGGUGAAGGCCCUUCUCUACCCCGGAGCAAUUAAACGGUCUGUGAUGAAGGGCGCAGCCGUUCCAAGCCCUGAACAACUGCUGCAUCCUUACAUGUUUAAGAAGGGUAAACCAACUGAUCUCAAACAGUUGGAGGUUAUUGCAGGUAGCUACCUCUCAGUCACGGGGGCCUUUCUAGGGCUGCUGAGGCACGGGAGAAUGAGUUACUCCGGCCUAAUCCUCGUCGUAUGGGGCAUUGCGAAGGAAAUGUUUGGCGGUAAACAUGCAUCGGGUGCUUGCCUAUUUCCGGAGAUGGUUAUGACUAUGGUUAUCGCGUUCUUGUCUAUGAGACGGGACGUGAGGAAGCUUCUCAAAUGUUGCAAGCCCGGCCGCAUUGCUAGACGUCUCAAGAAUCGGUCCAAAGCCAAAUAUAGUUGAGUCUUGUGUUUUGGUUAAAACUCCUCACUUUUUGUAGUGAUGCACUUCUCUGCUUUGAGCAAAAUAUGCAUAUUUUUUGUUGUUGCAGUUUCUGUAUUUCAGCCUGAGUUAGAGGUAGUUGAGAGUUAGUACUAUAUGAUAUCAGAAAAUUAUUGAAAUUGUGAAAUACAAUGAUCUUAUUUGCCAUCACUAGGCAAAGAGCAUGCCAAAAUUUUGGGA
Molecule: messenger RNA, 808 nt
Organism: Salvia splendens (bonfire salvia)
Lineage: Eukaryota; Viridiplantae; Streptophyta; Magnoliopsida; Lamiales; Lamiaceae
Exons: 3
Coding region: 2-589 (195 amino acids)
Source: RefSeq, a predicted model, not a curated record